Strongylocentrotus purpuratus (purple sea urchin) is the source of this 5474-nucleotide messenger RNA. RefSeq lists its product as uncharacterized. The transcript is spliced from 11 exons. The record is from RefSeq and is a predicted model, not a curated record. NCBI's taxonomy places the organism in Eukaryota, Metazoa, Echinodermata, Echinoidea, Camarodonta, Strongylocentrotidae. Bases 351 to 5474 code for a protein of 1707 amino acids.
GGACAGUCAAAAAGUGGCUUGAAUAGUGACAAAAGACUGAAAUUCUUGAAGGAGACUCAUGUUUAAAUAAUUAGUCUCAUCAUUCUCCCAGUUGACAUCAACUUGAGCCGCAAGCACCGCCGUGGUAAGCAGGGAUUCUUCUACACGAACUGCCAUUACGGACUUUAUCGUUAGACUUGUUAACUAGUAGUUCAAAGUUCUAAUUUCUCAAUCAUUAUUACGUCGAAACAACUCGUCGUUCCUCCAAACUAAAGGCAGUGAUUGCCGUCAUCAUGUAAAGGCAGCCUAAUUUAAACAGAACGUGACGAAAUACCACUUCAGCAGAAGCUUGAAAUCCAGACGAAUCCAUCAUGCCCGUUUCACUUGGUGAAUGGCGAGUGAGGAUAGGAAGAUUCGUACAUUCGGUCAGGGAGUAUGUCAUAAGAGAGCGAAAAGUAAAGUUAUUGACAGAGAGAAUACGGCGACUCAAGUUAUUGCAAAAGAGGCUCCUUGAAAAGAAGGAAAAAUCAGAAGAUGAAUGCGAGUCCAAGCCGAACGACUUGAGUGUGAAAGUGGACGAUGCCCUAAAUGAAUCUAAUAGCAUUAAUAGCGACACCACACAUGAUACUCACAAAGAGGAGAGAAGUAGAAGUGAAUUUACAAUUGGAGAUGAAUAUACAUUCCCUUUCUUCUUCACCCUGUUGCUGUCGUUGUUCUCUUUGUUGUUAUCAUUGAUCUUCUUUUUCUUGUUUGAUUUUUCAAAUUUGCUAACGAGUUACAAGUCCUUUCUGAAGUGGAGUUACUGUAGUGAAUCUUCCUGGAGGAGUAUAUGUCUCAUACUAAUAGUCGUGUCCAGCAGUUUGGCCUACUUUGUUUUGUCAUACGUAAUAAAGACCAAUGCGAACUUGCAAGAUAAUCUGGUGCUAAUUAGGGAUGAGAACGCAAAAGCUGAAUCUACCACUAAAUUGAACAACACUCCAACUGAAUCUACCAUCAAAGAGAACAACACUCAAACUGAAUCUGCCAUUGAAAAGAACUACAGUCUAACUGAUUCCAGAAUCAAAGAGAAGAACGCUACUGAAUCUGCCAAAGAAUGCAACAACAUUCCAUCGAAUGCUACCAUCAAAGAGAUCAACACUCCCUCCAUUACCAGAGAUGGACCUAAAGAAAUUAAACAAUCAAAGACAAAAAUAUCAAAGAGAAAAACCAUCAAAGAAAAAAAUACUGCAACUGAAUUUAACAUAAGAGAGAUCAGCACUCUACCUGAAUCUACAAUCAAAGAAAACAUCGCUCCCAAAGAAUGUCAUAUCGACACUUCCUCUACCAUGACAGACAAACCGUCAAAGAGAAAAACAUUAAAGAGAAAAACCACCAAAGAAAAAAAGACUGCAACUGAAUCUACCCACAAAUCGAACAACAUCAUAACUGAAACUACCAUCAUAGCGAACAACUCUCCAACUGAAUCGAACAUCAAUAAAGAUAACAACGCCCAGACUAGAUCUACCAUCAAAGAAAACAACUCUCCAAAUGGAUCUGCCAUCAAAGACAACAACGCUAAAACUGAAUCUACCAUCAAAGAAAGCAGCACUCCCUCUACAAUAAAAGACAAAUCAUCAAAGAGAAAGAUGUCAAGGAUAAAAACCGUCAAAGAAAAAAUUAUCGCAACCGAAUCUCACAUCAAAGAGGACAACACACCAAUUGGAUCUACCAUCAACAACAAAAGCGCUUCAACUGAGUCUGCGAUCGAAUACAGCAUCACAUCAAUUGAAUCUACCAUCAAAAACAUGAACACUACAACUAAAUCUACCAUCAAGUACAACAACUCUGUAACUGAAUCAACCAAAACAGAGAGCAGCACCUACUCUACCAUCAAAGAUAAAUUACCAAAGAGAAAAAUAUCAAAGAGAAAGAUCACUAAAUACAAAAACACUGCAACUAAAUCUAAAAUCAAAGGGAACGCCACUACAACUGAGUCUACCAUAAAAGAAUACAACUCUUCAACUGAAUCUACCAUCAAAGGCAGCAACAUCCCAGUCAAAUCUGCUAUCAAAGACAACAACUGUCCAACUGAAUCUACCAUCAAAAAGAACAACUCUACAGCUAAAUCUGUCAAUAAAGGCAGCAACUCUACAACUGAAUGUACCAUAAAAAACAGCAACACUCCAACUAAAUCUACCAUUAAAGGAAACAACACUCCAACUAAAUCUACCAUCAAAGAAACCAACACUCCAACUGAAUCUCCAAUCAGAGGCAACAACUCAACAAGUGAAUCUACUACCAUAGACAGCAACACUACAACUAUAUCUGCUAUUAAAGAGGAUAACACUCCAUCUAGAACCCCUACUGAAGAGAAAAACAAUCAAACCAUGAAAGUGAACAUUGCGAAGGCAGAAUAUAGCAUACGAUCCGGAACCCAAAAGGUAUUAUCAGAGGGAAAACACAGUGUUUCGAGUCAGAUUCCAAGCAGCCUGAAAGGAACCACUGACGAUCCUGUCGUGCAAGAGAGCACCUGCCUCCCUGAGAUGAUCCUGGUAAAGGCUGGAGAUGUAGAGAAAAAUCCAGGUCCAUUCGAUAGAGCAGCGAAUAUUCAAGAACAAGAACUGAUAGACCUGGCGUACGAUGUACCUUCAUCAAAAUACACAAAUUUGUGCAAUACACUUGGUGUAUCGUACAAUCGGAGCCAAACCAUUCUUGACAGACAUCUCUUAGAUUUCACAAGAUCACUGAAUGCGGUAUUCUUUGAGUGGAAGGACAGACAGAGGGAUGGCACAGAUUGUCGUCAAGUUAUAGCUACGGCGCUACGUAGUGUUAACCUGGACGCACUCGGUGACAAAAUGUCCAAAGGUGGCUAUCUCCCGCAAGAAGCAGCUCCAACUGAAUCAACAGUAGAAGACGAAACACAACCACUUACAAAAGAACAGGUAGAUCAAUGUGCUCAGGAUUUCAAAACUUUCUACCGAACACGGUUAUGCAAGAUCAGGACGGAUCCACUUGACUUCAAUUCCAUUUUAGAGUUCGAAAGGAUUUACACGAAUUUAGUUCUGCUAAGAAACGAAAUGGGAACCACUAGGCAGAUGCCCUUAGACUACGCCGAACUACUUACAACAAAAGUCAAUGGAGUAUUUCCAAAACGUCUCAUGGUGGAAGGCGAAGGAGGAGCAGGUAAAACAACAUUCUGUUCCAAGAUGGCAUGGGACUGGGCGGAAAGAACUAAGGAGUUUGAAGAGUUCGACUGGGUUUUGGUUAUUCCUUUUCGAAACACCAAGGAAGGUCAGACUGUAGGAGAUAUAGCAAAAACAUAUCUGCCAGAUAGCAACACGGUUCAACCGCGCCAAAUCGAUAAAUACAUAUUGUCUGCCCCUACAAAAGUGUUUAUCAUAUUUGACGGACUAGACGAGUAUGAAGGGGAUAUCCUCAAAGAGAGUUCAGAUAUCGCUAAGAUUCUUCGGUCAGAGAAGUUUGUGGAAUGUAGAGUUGUGGUGACAACACGCCCGUGGAGAGCAGUUCCAUUCAAAUCGCAUGAAAUCAUGAUGCAAACAUUUGCUUUUCUGGCCAUAACUGGGUUUGAUAAAGAAAACAUUUCGAUUUAUAUCACUAAAUAUUUUCAGGAUGACCCGGCAGGAUAUGAAUUGAUAAAGUAUAUAGAAAGCAAUGACCAGAUUCAAGAAAAUAUGGCUCCAUUCCCACUUUACAUAGCGAUGCUUUGUAUCUUGUGGCGGACUUCUGAUGCCGACAAACGAAUUAUAAUUCGGAAACUUAAAACGUUCUCCCAGCUGUUUACUGCGAUAAUAAUUUCCCUCACAGACCACUGCUUGACAAAACAGCACCAGAACCCUGAUGUUAAAAUCCUUACAAACAAGGAGAUGAAAAAUUACCUAUCACAAAUUGGAAAAAUUUCUUACUCUGGAGUUUUAGAAAAAAGGUUGAUGUAUACCGAAAAUGAUUUCAGCGGAUAUAAUGAAGCAAUGGAGGCAUGUUGUAGGAUAGGAGUACUGAGUCGAGAAAUUCUUAUAGUGCCAAGACAGGAAAGGCGUCUGAGUGAGACAAAUCCUGUGACCUCAAGCGUAUUCUUCCCUCACAAGUUGUUCCAGGAAUACCUAGCCGGUAUGUAUCUUGCCUCUCUUUUUGAGUCUGAUCAUGAGCAGUAUAAAAUGGCGAUGAAUGGUGUAAUUCAGAGAGCAGAAGAGUUUCGCUACCUUUUAUACUUUACUGCAUCUCAAACGAAGAACGUCGCUACUGAUGUCACUAGCAGGCUAUUUAAAAUUGGACAUGAUAGACGUAUUCUAGUAGAUGUCACAUUUGAAGCGUAUGAUGAAGACACAGCAAAAGUGGUUGGACAGCACCUCUUUGCAGAACAAAAGUCACUAAAAAUCGAUGACAUGAUGUCAGCGCAUACUGUGUCAGGAUACCUUUUCAUCAUGGAAAAGUUAACAAUGGAAACUCUAAUAGUGAGUAGAAGAUCAUGUGGUCCGACAGUUUCCCGUGACCUAGCAGACGUCAUCUGCUCAUCUACAGCAUUUACAGCAUUGGAAGUCUAUGGCACGGCGCUCCAUGACGACUUCUAUGGCACCCUGGAGAGUAAAGUCAAAACGUCAAAGGUUGAACGACUAUCACUUAAAUACAUGGCAAUAUCCAAUGAGCAGGCAUCACGUUCUCUGGCUAGAUUCUUGAAUAACCUCCCUAGACUGAAAGAUUUGACGCUACAAUACAAUCGCUUUGACGGACGGUUUUACACCGAGCUAGCCUCUGGAGCACGCUCAGUGGAGGUUAGAGCGUCAGGUCAUUCUGUACGUAAACUUCACCUAGAUCAUCGGUGCCACAACGACAUACUGCAGCAUGGCUUUACUGUGGAAAUGUUAUUUCCAAACUUGGAGCGCCUGAUUUUCACUUCUUCCCAAACAGUGUCCCCUGACAUCGUAGGAUCCUUUGGUCAUUGUGGGCUUAAAGAGUUGUCAUUCGCCACAGAAAACAGACAGGGCAACACUAAAGAGGAUGAAGAAUAUCAUGUCCCUCUGGUCGGAGAUCCCUCCUCUCUGGAACAUGUUUUCUUGAAGUCGUUUCCACUACUUACCAAUCUCUCAUUCAAAGAGCUUGUGAUUGGAAACAAUCGUUGUAAAAUAAUACUGAGCUCUCUCAAACAGCAUCAGCACUUGAAAAACUUAUGCGUCAUUCACUGUUACACUGAUGAUGAUCUCGACCCCAUUGUGUCAGCUAUCAACAUGGAAAACAGGAUGAAGGUUAAUGUUCAACAUGACCAGAGAAGUGAAUUCAUCAGAGCACGACGCAAACUUAAAGGUACGAAAACAACAAUCCAGGAGGACUUAACUACAAAAAACCAAGAACUCUACACAAAAACAUUCAAGUGCAAGGAUGUUCUGGCUUCUUGGACUAGUGAUGGGCGAAUCUUUGCCCUCGUCAAGGCCACCAAUGGCAAGGAGGUACGAAAACUUAUCACUUGUACCCAUGAUCUCGACAUCCUGUCCAAAGCGAACUGA